This is a messenger RNA of Adineta ricciae, 228 nucleotides long. The record is from the annotation of a GenBank genome assembly. Lineage: Eukaryota; Metazoa; Rotifera; Eurotatoria; Adinetida; Adinetidae.
AUGGUUUCAAAUCGUUGUAUUUUCGUCUUGGCGACAUUACUUUUGGCUAUGGCCUUGACCAUUUCAUCUGCUCCUGUCGACGAUGACAAAGAGAAAUUUCAUGAAACAACAGAGAAAUCUUUUGACCAAACGGAAAAAACAACUGGAAUUCCAAUUGAAGAUGGAAAGAAAUUAUUAUUCAAAGACGUCCAGGAUAAUUCCUCACCGGCGACUGAAGCUGCAAAAUAG